This is a messenger RNA of Trifolium pratense (red clover), 1056 nucleotides long. Its product is annotated as transcription factor bHLH47. Bases 254 to 937 code for a protein of 227 amino acids. The record is from RefSeq and is a predicted model, not a curated record. Gene Ontology annotation, molecular function: protein dimerization activity. The transcript is spliced from 5 exons. NCBI's taxonomy places the organism in Eukaryota, Viridiplantae, Streptophyta, Magnoliopsida, Fabales, Fabaceae.
CCUUCCUGUGACAGGUAUCCUCCCGCCACACUCCUCUCACACAAACCAAUCCCCUUUUUCUCUCUCUUCUGCCCUAAUUUUUCAUUUCCUCACAAUUUUAAAUCUCUUUCAUUUCUCAAUUCCAAAUCAACUUCAUCCUUCUAAUUUCACACUUCAAUAUAUAUUCUAAUUCCAUUCCUUCAGAUUCAUCUUCCACGAACAAGGAAAAUUGUUUCUGCAAGAAUUGUAGAAAGGGAUAGCUGGUUUUGUUGAUAUGGGGUCAGAGAGUAUUGCUCCAAUGGUUGAGACAUCAAAAAACAGGUCUUCUCCUGGUACAGUAAACCAAGGGAAAGUCCCUAAGAGAAUUCACAAGGCUGAAAGGGAGAAAAUGAAGCGUGAACACUUAAACGAACUCUUUCUUGAUCUUGCCAAUGUUCUUGAUCUCAAUGAGCCGAACAAUGGAAAGGCUUCUAUAUUGUGUGAAGCUUCUAGGCUGCUAAAGGACUUGCUCUGUCAGAUUCAGUCCCUCAAGAAGGAGAACGUCUCUUUGUUGUCUGAAUCUCAUUAUGUAACCAUGGAGAAAAAUGAACUGAAGGAGGAAAAUGGUAGUUUAGAAACUCAAAUUGAGAAGCUUCAAGGAGAGAUACAGGCAAAAAUGGCUCAAUCCAAACCUGACCUGAAUGUACCUCCUCAUUUGGAGCUUGAGCUGCCAGAACUGACAAAAUUUCCAGGACAUGCUUUCCAAAUGCCUACCAUAGAACCUACAUUGCAGCAAGGACCUGCUGUUUUGGUUGUCCCUUUUCGUCCUGAUCUUCAAGCUGCUUUUCCAGCUCCUAAUGUUACUGAGCUCACGCCAAAACCUGCACCUGGUAUCAGUAAACCACAUGCCAGGUAUCCCACGCCAGCUGAUUCGUGGCCAUCUCAACUGCUUGGAGAGCAACCAACUUCUAAUCUGUAGAGUUUUAGUUUCUGUAUUGGUAUUAGUAUAGCCAUCCAACUACCUUUCCUAAUUGCAAUGCUGCUUUGGAGCUGUGUAUAAAUUAUAUAUAUUCAAUGAUCUUAGAAAAUUUUACUCAA